Molecule: messenger RNA, 837 nt
Organism: Penicillium brasilianum
Lineage: Eukaryota; Fungi; Ascomycota; Eurotiomycetes; Eurotiales; Aspergillaceae
Source: the annotation of a GenBank genome assembly
AUGGGACUCCUGAAUCGAUCCGUUCUUAUUAUUGCUUUGCCACUUCUUAUUGCAUUCGGAACCAGAGUUGCCCUGAAUGAAGAGCGCGAUGUCUUUUGGGAUUGCUUGGAACAGAAAUACAGCACAGAAAUCCUCUCCCUCGACCCCCUCAUUGUCUAUAUCGAGAACUUCGUCAGCGAUGCUGAGAUUGACUAUGUCAUGAAACUUGGGGAUCCUUUGUUCCAAGACUCUCAGCUCUUCGAUGAUGAGCAGGUCCGAACUGUUGACAGACCGUAUCGAUCCUCAUCGACUGCCUUCCUGCCCUACUCGGACUCGCUUUGCCAGUGUAUUGGUCAGCGCGCAUUGAAGUUCUUAGGGUUCGUCGAGCACGAUGCCCAUGAGAGAUUACAACUUGUUCGCUACUACCCCGGUCAGGAAUACAAUCUUCAUAGUGACUGGUUGGCCAAGCCAAAGAUCAGCCGCUCUGCCCAAGAUGAGGGAAGAGAAUACAAUCGACUCGGGAGCUUUUUCACCUAUCUUGGAGGUAAUGCGACAGGUGGCGAGACAUAUUUCCCUUUCGUCAGUGGCGCCAGUCUUGAAUCUGACGGAAAGAAAUACGCUAUCCCCAGCAAUGGCCAGGGUUUGGUUGUGAAGCCUGUCAAAGGCAGUGCUUUAUUCUGGAUUAACCUCCACCCGUCUAAUGGAACAGGUGAUCAGCGGACGUUUCAUGCCGGGCUUCCUGUACUCUCUGGAGUAAAGUAUGGUAUGAAUGUAUGGACAAAGCACUACAAAUCUUCCCCAAUAAUUGGACCAUAUGAGUCUCGCGAAGACCUUCAUGAGGGUUCGUACGAUGAUUAA